AUGGGCGACGUCAAAGUGACGUUUGCAUUUGUCACGUCCAGGGCCAUCAACUGCUGUGAGGCCGCACAGUGUAAUGACAAGUCGACAGCCGAUUUGUCGGAGACCCUUUCAGGGGCGCCGCAGAAUGAUUUACGCGCUGCUAUAAUCAAGGUUCUGGACUACGAUGUUGGGUGUUCCCGUGUUUUCUGCAUGACGUACCCCUACGGCACUAGAAUGCGAUCUGUUUUCGAGUCAGUUGCAGAUGCCAUGUCAGCAAGUGCGAGUGAGAUGGUUUGCUUCGCUCCCCCUCCCAUGGCCGCCGAUCGCGUUUUGCGUCUGUGUGCCAUGAGAGUUUUAGAGCCCGGUGACGACGUUCCGGAUGUGGUCUUCUGCCAAAAAGCCGCAUCACCUCGUCGAGCUGCAGUGGCCCUAUCGAGCUGGCUGCUUGUUAAUGUUCUUCUCUGCGGAAACGAUGGUGUCCUGUCGGUGGGUCACCUGCCCUGCGUGGUGCAGGUGCCUGGUGUCUCCAUCACAAAAGACGGUAUCUGUAGCAGCUUGUGUGCCUUGCUGAGAAUGGGUGUAGAAUGCGAGCGGCACCUGCGAAGCUGUGUACUGUUCUGCUGCACUGCGGAGGGAAAGAGCAUCGUCUUGCGCGAUCCGUUUCACGACGGCGGGUGCCCAAGUCAGGUUGCCAUUAUAUACGGUGCUGUCGACGUUGGGGACGUCGUGCUUGUGUCCGAGGCGUUGCCCUCCUCAGCCGUCGAAGCGAGGCCAUCGGUUUUGCAGGCCGUCGUCGUGAGGCGGUUUGCAGAGGAUGGAGUGACACUGUAUGAUGUGAAGGAGGUGGACACUGCUGUCCUCUUGGAGAGACUUACGUGCACACAACUGGUGCCUCUGUAA
Molecule: messenger RNA, 879 nt
Organism: Leishmania mexicana MHOM/GT/2001/U1103
Lineage: Eukaryota; Euglenozoa; Kinetoplastea; Trypanosomatida; Trypanosomatidae
Exons: 1
Coding region: 1-879 (292 amino acids)
Source: RefSeq, a predicted model, not a curated record